This is a messenger RNA of Asterias rubens (European starfish), 928 nucleotides long. RefSeq names its product ER membrane protein complex subunit 8-like. The transcript is spliced from 5 exons. The coding region runs from base 43 to 642 and encodes 199 amino acids. NCBI's taxonomy places the organism in Eukaryota, Metazoa, Echinodermata, Asteroidea, Forcipulatida, Asteriidae. The record is from RefSeq and is a predicted model, not a curated record. Gene Ontology annotation, cellular component: EMC complex.
CACUAUGCAGCAGAAGCUCUUCAUUGUUUUUUUUUCAACAAAAUGGCAGAAACAACGCUAUCAAAUCGUGCUUAUUGCAAGCUUAUAAUGCAUGCUGCAAAAUAUCCACAUGCCUCCGUGAAUGGUGUACUCCUUGCAGAAAAGAGGAAACUGAAAGAAAAUAAAAUCCUUCGAUUUGUAGACUGUGUACCACUGUUUCAUUUAUCGUUGGGUUUAGUUCCCAUGUUGGAGGUAUCUCUUCUACAGAUUGAUUCACAUUGUCAAGCAAAUGGUUUGGUAAUAGCUGGUUAUUAUCAUGCAAAUGAGCAUCUUAAAGACUCUAACCCAAGUCCAAUAGCUCUGAAGAUAGCUGAUAAAGUAUAUGACAACUGCAAUGAAGCAUGCUUAUUUAUGAUUGACAACACUAAGAUGAUUAUUGAUUGUGACCAGUGUGUUCUUAAACACUACACUGUACAAGACAACAAAUGGAAAUUGAAGUCAUCCAAUUCACCUCUGCUGAGUGAUAAUUGUCUGACGAUUGCAGGGGACCUCCUCAAGGACAAAGUGUACCAGGAUUUAAUCGACUUUGACAGCCAUUUAGAUGAUAUAACUAAGGAAUGGUUGAAUCCGGAACUCAAUAGCCAUCUAAAUACAUGUACGUAGUCUCCAGUAAUCAAUCAAGGAUUUACAUAUCAAAUUAAAAUAAUAAUAACAAUAGUGGUUGCUUAUUACUCAGGUCUGUCACGCAGUGACGCUCAAGGCGUUUCAACAUUAUAACCCCUGGUCACUGGUCCUUAAAACUGGGGAGUUUACAGGCUGUGCCGCCAAAUGUAGCACACUGAGCUAAUCAAUCGCAAGAACCAACUCUGAUCUCAGUCUCACAGGUACCCAUUUAUCUCGGGGUGGAGAGAAGCUUAUGGUUAAAGUGUCUUGCUCAAGGACACAAGUG